This is a messenger RNA of Caenorhabditis remanei, 372 nucleotides long. RefSeq lists its product as uncharacterized. Lineage: Eukaryota; Metazoa; Nematoda; Chromadorea; Rhabditida; Rhabditidae. The record is from RefSeq and is a predicted model, not a curated record. Bases 1 to 372 code for a protein of 123 amino acids. The transcript is spliced from 3 exons.
AUGGUUGAUUCUGAGGAUGGUGCAGUGAACAUUCUCCUUUUGAACUUGGCAGAAGUCAUCAGUUUCAGCUGUGAAUGGAGCUGGUUUCUCGUUACAGACAACAAUGUAGUCGGAUCCGGCGACCUUCUCCUUGAGGGCCUUGAGGGACUCAGCGACGGUUUCCUUGGUGUUCUGAAAGAGAAACCACCACCGCCGCCUCCUCCGGCAGAUGGGAACAAGAAGGCUGUCGCCACGGACAAACCAAGAAAUAAAAACUAUCAGAUGGAGAGGAUCUAUCUCGCUCUUUCUCCAAAUAAGAAAGAAAAGAAAAGAGAAAUGAGAUGCCAUGUGGAAGCAUCGUGGUCCAUCUUUUAUACGGCCGUUAUGGCCUAG